Molecule: messenger RNA, 2067 nt
Organism: Gasterosteus aculeatus aculeatus (three-spined stickleback)
Lineage: Eukaryota; Metazoa; Chordata; Actinopteri; Perciformes; Gasterosteidae
Gene: slc25a48
Product: solute carrier family 25 member 48
Biological process (GO): transmembrane transport
Cellular component (GO): mitochondrion
Molecular function (GO): transmembrane transporter activity
Source: RefSeq, a predicted model, not a curated record
CUCGCACACACGAACACACAGACACACACCCACACAGACACACGCACACGGGACCUCGCGUUUUAUUUCGGUCAGACACAAGGUGGAGAGGCUGAGGACCCGCUGACUGAUGAGAGGCGCUCUGCUCCGACCGGAAGUUGCAGACCUCGAAGAGCUUCGUGAUGGAUGACUUCAUCGCGGGAUGCAUCGGCGGAGGCUGCAGCGUGGUUGUGGGACAUCCGCUGGACACAGUGAAGACGCGGCUCCAGGCGGGGAAAGGCUACAAGAACAGUUUCCACUGCGUCCUCACCAUCUACAGGAAGGAGACCGUGGCGGGCUUCUUUAAGGGAAUGUCCUUCCCGCUGGCCAGCGUCACCGUGUACAACUCGGUGGUGUUCGGCUUCUUCAGCAACACGCAGAGGCUCAUCAGCCAGUAUCGCUAUGGCGACGGCCGGCGGCCCUGCAGCAUGGCGGACCUGACCUUGGCCAGCAUGCUGACCGGUCUGAUGUCGGUGGGCCUGGGGGCCCCGGUGGACCUGGUCAAGAUCCGACUGCAGAUGCAGACGCAGAUGGUUCUCGCGGAGAACCUGCACCUCGCCGCCAACGUGCCGAACGGCACCACCAUCCCCCUGCGCUCCUCCGUCGCCCUCCCCGCCCAGAGGCUGUACCGGGGGCCCGCGCACUGCAUCAGCAGCAUCCUGCAGACCGAGGGCCUGCAGGGCCUGUACAGGGGCGCCGGCGCCAUGAUCCUCAGGGACGUGCCCGGGUACACGCUCUACUUCAUCCCUUACACCCUCCUCUGCGACCUGCUGAAGCCCGACGGCACCUCCAGCUUGCACCCCGGCUCCAUCUGGCUGGCCGGAGGACUCGCAGGGUCCAUCUCCUGGGUCACGGCCACGCCGGCCGACGUGGUGAAGAGCCGCCUGCAGGCCGACGCCCAGCUGCAGAGGAAGUACAAGGGCAUCGUGCACUGCAUCGUCAGCAGCUACCGGAAGGAGGGCGCGCAGGUGUUUUUCCGCGGCGCGUCGGUCAACGCCGUCCGAGGCUUCCCGAUGAGCGCCACCAUGUUCCUGACCUACGAGCUCUCCCUGCAGUUCUUCAGGAGUUUCUAGGACGGGGGCAGCAUGUCGGGGGCGUGGGGCUCAAUCUGAAAUCAGAUUUGUAAAAAAGGCCCCAGUGUCUUUCAGACGUCAGACCGUUAGCUGCUGAUUGCUAGCUUGCGCUAGCUUACGUUGUCGCCGACCUUCUCGCAACUCAGAUUGGUCGUUUCAUUAUAGGAGCGUGAUUACUGAUUGAAUGUAAAGUUAUUAUAUUAUUCAUCAGCUCAUUCGCAGAAACAAUAACAGCAGCAGCACCUGACUACUUGAACCCACGUCCUGCCCGUAGCUAGCUAACGUUGGCUGCUUGGCUAAACAGAGCUAAUGGCUAACAUUAGCGCAGGUUGCAAUGACUGACAUCAUUAUGCCAAGCUCUAUUAGCUAAAGAUUCUAUGGGACGGGUGAAUUACAAUGCAGUGUUCAUGAGGUCAUUUUAUUUUUGGGGGCUAUAAACUUGAAUUAUUCCAGUUAUUUGAAAAAAUAUAUUUUCACAGCAUGGAUUUGUACUUGAUGUUGGCCAAAUUACCGUUAUCUGAAUCAGGGAAAGACGUCUAUAUAGAUAUAUGUUUGCAUUUCUUAUAUUAAGAAAGGGGAGUUUAACGAGUCAUUUUUCACUUUUCACCGUGUUCAUUUAACAGUGUGACUCAGAUGCUAUGAGCUACUGCAGCACAGUUACAUUAUUAUAAGACUGCAGGAUAAAUGUAGAAUUACUAAUCUCAAAAAUUUCCCGGCAUUUGCGGCUAACGAUGUAAACAAGAAGUUGUCACCUAAUAAUUUAAAUCAGGAGUCCGUGGGUAUUGUGGACGUAAAGAAGCAGUUUCUUCACAUUUUGGAGUAAGCACUUUCAUAGAAAUGGUCUUCUACCGCCUAAUAGCUAUGUUUUAAAUAGUUUUCUUGACAUGUAAAUAUUUGUAAAUAUGUAAUCUGCCAUUUCAAAUGGCGGAGAGAUGAAAGCGUUUUAUUGUAAAUAAAUGAAAGCUCUUAAACACAA